Musa acuminata subsp. malaccensis (wild Malaysian banana) is the source of this 793-nucleotide messenger RNA. RefSeq lists its product as uncharacterized. NCBI's taxonomy places the organism in Eukaryota, Viridiplantae, Streptophyta, Magnoliopsida, Zingiberales, Musaceae. The record is from RefSeq and is a predicted model, not a curated record.
GACAAUGCCUUUCGCCACCCAUGAGAAGAGAUCGAGACUGUGUGAUGGACGCAGCGAAGCAACCGAGGCGCGGAGCUGCCGUCGAUCACGCCUUCAUCCGAUUCCUCCUCCCCGUCUCCGUCCUCUUCUUGGUCCUCUCUUAUUGCCACUCCUGCGACGUCCGUCUCCUUUCCGUCCAAUUCACCUCGACCCUUCUCCAUGACCUCGACCACUUCAUCAGCAGGAAGGCCAUGCUCCUCUUCUGCAACGCCCUCCUCUUGCUCGUCACCAGGGACUCCGGCCUGCUCGGCUUCUUCGCCCCCACCACCAACAACUCCGACGAGGAAUCCGACCACAAACAGCUCCGACUUGAUCGUGGCGACCCCGAGACGGAAUCUGCUACGGUUAAACCGUGCCCUGUGGAGGAGAAGGCGGCGGUGACAAGCGGCCCCGAAACCAAAGGGUGCGAGGUGGAAGAGAAGGCUGAAGCGGGAGGUGAUGCAUCUCUUGAAUCGGUUGCGGUGGAGGGAAUGGACACGGAGAGGGUUGAUGAGGAUGAGACGGAGGACGAGAACAUAGAUGAGUUGAACAGGAAGUUCGAGGCGUUCAUAGAGCGGGUGAAGAACGAGAGAAGAAUGGAGGCUCGUCAGCUUGUUGUGGUCUGAGAUUGCAGAAGCUUCAUGCAUUCUCUGGAAACAGUUUUCUCUUCUCUUUUCUUUCGUGCUCCGUCUCUUCUCUCUCUCUCUCUCGCGAUCAGAGUUGAGAUGUACAUUAAACCUUAGUGGAUCGGCACAAUGAUUCGAUGAUCUUGGAA